AUGGAGUGGACUGCUCUGACUGGGAUAUUUCUGGUGUUGGCUCUGACUCUUGUGUUUAUUAUGAAAAUCAAGAAUUUCUGGAACUUCUGCAACAGGAAGGAUUUUCCCCCAGGCCCAAGACCCUUACCUGUCAUUGGAAACCUGCACAUCAUGGAUUUGAAAAGACCCUCUCGCACUCUCCUGGAGCUGUCAGAAACCUAUGGCCCAGUCUUCAGUAUUCAGAUGGGAUUCACAAAGAUGGUGGUGCUCUCAGGCUAUGAAAUGGUGAAGGAAGCUCUGGUGAACCAAGCAGAUGCAUUUGCGGACAGAGCUGAAGUCCCAGCAUUUGAAGAACUAUCAAGAGGAAAUGGUAUUCUUUUUUCACAUGGUGAAAACUGGAAAGUGAUGAGAAGAUUUGCCCUCUCAACCUUACGAGAUUUAGGAAUGGGCAAGAGGGUCAUUGAGGACCAGAUUGUUGAAGAAUGUGGCCAUCUGAUCAAGAAUAUAGACUCUCAGAAAGGAAAGCCCAUUGACCUGACUAUGAUAAUGAAUGCAGCCGUUGCUAAUGUUAUCGUGUCUAUAUUACUGGGAGAGCGGUUUGGCUAUGAAGACCCCCAAUUCACUAGACUUCUACAUCUGAUCAAUGAAACUAUCAAGCUUGCUGGAACUCCAUCAGUUAUGAUCUAUAAUCUAUUCCCAACACUUGGCUUUCUCCUGAAGGGUCACAAGACUCUUCUCCAAAACAGAGAUGAGUUUUAUGCUUUUACAGAGGUUGCUUUCACAAAACACCUCGAAACACUGGACAGAAAUGACCAGCGAAGUCUUAUUGAUGCGUUCCUCAUAAGGCAGCAGGAGGAGAAAAGUGACACCAAAAGUUAUUUCAACACUGACAAUUUCAAAAGCCUCGUAAGUAAUUUGUUUUCUGCUGGUAUGGACACCACUUCCUCCACGCUGCGCUGGGGCAUUCUGCUAAUGACGAAGUACCCUAAAAUUCAGCAAAAAGUCCAAGAGGAGAUUGAGAAAGUGCUAGGUUCAAACCCUCCACGAAUGGAACAUCGAAGUAAGAUGCCCUACACAGAUGCAGUUGUCCAUGAAAUUCAGAGGUUUGCUAACAUCCUGCCAAUGGACUUGCCUCAUGCAACUACCGCGGACGUCACUCUCAAAGGCUACUUCAUUCCAAAGGGAACUUACAUCAUCCCCUUGCUGGCCUCUGUGCUGAAAGACAAAUCUCAGUGGGAGAAGCCAGAUGCUUUCUAUCCUGAGCAUUUUCUUGAUGCUGAAGGAAAGUUUGUGAAGAACGAGGCCUUCAUGCCUUUUUCAGCAGGUCGGAGGAUGUGUGUGGGCGAGACUCUUGCCAAAAUGGAGCUCUUCCUCUUCUUCACAAGCCUCCUGCAGAGGUUCAAUUGGCACCCUGCUCCUGGUGUUUCCAGCUCAGACCUGGACCUCACCCCUGCAGUUGGGUUGACUUCAGGGCCCAUGCCCCAUAAGAUCUGUGUGGCAGCACGGGCUUAGGGUUCCCUUUCUGGCAUGCCUAUCUUAUCUGUGUAUCUUCUGUCCUUCCC
Alligator sinensis (Chinese alligator) is the source of this 1541-nucleotide messenger RNA. Its product is annotated as cytochrome P450 2K6-like. Bases 1 to 1491 code for a protein of 496 amino acids. Gene Ontology annotation, cellular component: intracellular membrane-bounded organelle; cytoplasm. Gene Ontology annotation, biological process: xenobiotic metabolic process. Lineage: Eukaryota; Metazoa; Chordata; Crocodylia; Alligatoridae. The record is from RefSeq and is a predicted model, not a curated record. Gene Ontology annotation, molecular function: iron ion binding; oxidoreductase activity, acting on paired donors, with incorporation or reduction of molecular oxygen, reduced flavin or flavoprotein as one donor, and incorporation of one atom of oxygen; heme binding. The transcript has 9 exons.